GAAACUGUAACCUUAUGCUCUCCUCAAAGCUCAAGAAGUAAUCCCGUUUACCAAUGGCCAUUCUAGACGAGGAUACUCUGGCCAUUGUGGUCUCCUAUCUCACCGCCAGUGAUGCGCGCUCGCUUUCUGCCACUGCUAGACAGUUCCAUCCAGUAGCGAGGCGCAAGGUGCUCGCCACACUUGAGUUGAAGGAGCCCAAGCGGGCCCACGGAAACCUAGAUUUCAGGCUUGCCGACGGACCUAACCGAGCAUACUGGCUUCGAGAGCUCAAAGUGAACAUCUCUAAUCUAAAUGCGAUCAUUGAGCUUGCCCCCAAACUGGCUCGAUUAUUCGAACAUGCCCAUAUCCUUCGAUCUAUCUAUCUGAGCUCUGCGGAGGCUUGGAUAUACACGGAACCGCACCCGCUGGAGCAGCUUGAGGGAGUGGACGACCUCGAGCUAUAUGGGUACGACCACCGAACGCUCGGCAUGAUCCAGCGGAUGGCCAGCAAGCCUCGCCGGCUCGUCCUCAGGGAGCAGCAGCCCCGUUUCAAUUCCAUCGCGACCACGACAACCCGCGUUGACUUUACGCACAUCAUGCAGAGCCUCGCGCCGCAGCAAGCCCUGCGGACGCUCACGCUCGAGAUGGGGGGAGGAGUAGCCGGUGCACGGCUGCCCGAUGUGGGUACCCAGUGGCCGAGCGUCACGCACCUCGACCUCUCCGCGCGCGUGGACAAUGCACCGGACCUCGACGAGCUUGUACACAUGUUCCCGCGCCUGCGCAGCAUCCGCUUCAGGGCGCCUAACGUACCUAGCUAUGCGCUUAGCCAUUCACCUGGUCCGAGCCGGACGUGCUGGGAAGUGCUUGACUACGUGCACGGGACGAUCGUGCAGAUGCGCUUCUGGAGUGUUGCAUGCCCUGUGCAUCACCUGAACACCUGGAUAUACAUCCCACUGCGCGACGGGAGUAGCACCGAACAUCGCGUUGCGCUGUCAGCAGAGCCGACGCUCGAGGUGUUACGGCGUACGAGCCCUGUCGUGCUGACUGUCGACAGAUACACGGCGAUCCGUAACUUUGGCACGGACGAGGAUCAGUGGAGGGGUGUGCUGGAGGCCACGCCGCGGCUCCGUGUCCUUACUAUGGCCUUGACUAACUUCACUCUGUCAGGGGUAGAAGAGUGGCUUGUACGCAUGCACGCAAUCAGGUCAAAUGCAAGUACUGACACCGAUCACGUCUACUCUGUAUGCUCCUUUGGCUGGGGGACGACGAGGAUCACAGUCCAGAUGCCGUGGCAACUCGCAUCGCAGACGUAA
This is a messenger RNA of Postia placenta MAD-698-R-SB12, 1292 nucleotides long. RefSeq lists its product as hypothetical. The coding region runs from base 54 to 1292 and encodes 412 amino acids. The transcript has 3 exons. Lineage: Eukaryota; Fungi; Basidiomycota; Agaricomycetes; Polyporales; Adustoporiaceae. The record is from RefSeq and is a predicted model, not a curated record.